Messenger RNA from Hypanus sabinus (Atlantic stingray), 4629 nucleotides. It is a transcript of the gene cdx4, whose product is annotated as caudal type homeobox 4. NCBI's taxonomy places the organism in Eukaryota, Metazoa, Chordata, Chondrichthyes, Myliobatiformes, Dasyatidae. Gene Ontology annotation, biological process: embryo development; regulation of transcription by RNA polymerase II; animal organ morphogenesis. Gene Ontology annotation, molecular function: RNA polymerase II transcription regulatory region sequence-specific DNA binding; DNA-binding transcription factor activity, RNA polymerase II-specific. The coding region runs from base 2606 to 3379 and encodes 257 amino acids. Gene Ontology annotation, cellular component: nucleus. The record is from RefSeq and is a predicted model, not a curated record. The transcript has 3 exons.
GAAAUGAUUUAAAACUUCUCUGGAUAAGUUUUUUAAUUGCAUGCUGACUUGCGGAGAUUUUCCAGCGUUUUCUGUUCCCAUUCUUGACCCCAAAGCAUUAAGUGAAAUGCUUCUGCAUAAUUCAUAAACGACGCAAUUCACAGGUGUAGGCAGGUAACUUAUAUAUUUUUUUAAAAAAACAGCCUUGGUUUGGUUUGUUUUCACUGAACUCAAGAUUUGCGAAGCAACAAAAGCAAUUGUGUGAGACUGCCAACAUGCGUAUAAAGCGCUGUCCAGUAGAAUUCGUCCUGCCAGCGGAACACGGGGUAGCUGAUUCUGUUUGGGGCAAUCGUUGGAUUUACAGCCUCAGAUUCAAAGAGAAAGCCGUAUUAAAUCUAGGUAAAGGUCUCCCACUGAAGAAUAACCCGUUACGGGGAUAGAGAAAGAACAUGUAUUUAGAUUGAAAGUGAAACCAUGUUCAGAUACACAUUCAUUCGACCUCCGACAGAUUUAACAAGUGUCACUUUCUAACUAAGCGUUCGCCUUGAGUGAAGAAACCAUUUCAUGAUCAUUUGCACCUCUUCGCACUAUGAAUGUGCUUGAUGCAUUUAUCAACUAAUCGGCAGAACAACCUGAACAACAUAAUUAAUAACCUCCCUCUCCUGUGGUUGACGCGUGCUAAGGUCAAAAAUUAUAACUGGGCAUCACUUUUUUAAAAAAUUAAAGGCAGGAAUUUAGGACAAAUGCAACAUGAUAUAACUCUUCUUAAUGUUCACGGAGCCAUUUAAUACCAAUUUUAAUUUGUAUUUUUCAAGUUAACUUUAGGUCAGAGUGAAACUGUUAAAUUCUUCCAUGAACCAGGUAAUGGCUGUACUGCGGCUGUCUUUUGGCCGCAUCCAGACAUCACAUUAGUCCAUGAUUGCUAUUGACCAAAAACAGGCGGGGGAAGAGUGUUACCGUAAGUAAUUAAAUUGUAAAAGAAUAAAAAUAGCAGAAGCUCCAAUCUUAUUGUUAUAAAAGAAAGUUGAUUGGAUAUAAGUUUCUCGACCAUUUUUCGUGAAUUAAGUUAGUCGCCCGAUCGCUUUUUGGGUCCUUUACAAAUGUAAAAACGGGUUGACAAAGCUAUAGCGCUUUGUCCUUUGGAGUUAUAUUUAUUUUUGAUGGACAAAUUACAUUAAAACAUAAAAUUGUUCUGGUUGAAAAGGUUGUAGGGAUGAAGUCCUUAAAUAGAGACCAGCCAAUUAAUGGUGCGGGGAAUUCCAGAAGCAAUAAUCAGGAACAUAAUUUGCACUCACGUGUAAUAGCAUAAAUGGAGAAGGUCUGUGUGGAUUUCUCAGCAGCAAGUUAGGUCUGAAUGAUUUAAAGGAAUUUUUUGGACUAUGAGUAUGUGGCUUAAAAAUCUCCUGGCCUUAUCGGUGACGGCGUAAUAGUACAGUGCAAAAAGAAAGUCGUGAUGCAAAAGAAAAAAUUGUAAAUGUGAGAAAUCUAAUACAAAAACAGAAAACACUGGAAAUACUCGGCAGGUCAGUCAGCAUCUGUGGGCUGAGAAAAAGUUAAUGUCGAUCACAUAAAAAGAUCUUUUUAAACCAUUGCUAUUGGCCCACAUGAAGUAUUUUUUUCAGUUUUAGAUGCCGCACUUCAGGAUUGGUGUACAACCGGUGCUGAAGAGAUUUGCCAAAAUAAUGCAAGACGUAAGGGGCUUUGGCUGUUUGGGCUGAUUCACCUUGGACAAACAAUGAAUCAGAACCAGGUUUAAUACUCUACAUGGAGAUCUGAUAGACAUAUUGAAAAUCAUGAAGGAUAUACAUAGAGUGGAUGAAAAUAAAUUGCUCCCACAGCAGAAAGAUCAAGAACUGGAAGCCUUGGAAUUAAGAUGCUUGACACAAGAGCCAGAUGUAAAAGGAGGAACACACACAAAAUGCUGGAUGAACUCAGUAGGUCAGGCAGCGUCUACGGGGGAAAUGAUCAGUCAGCCUUUCAGGCUGAGGUUGGCUUCUUGAAUUCCAGCAACUGCAGUCUCUCUUCUGAAAUGAUUUUUUUUACAUAAGUGGUUAAGAUCUGCCAUGUGUGAUAGUGGUGGCAAAUCCAAUUACAGUAAAGUUUUCAAAGGGGAGCUGAUUAUGUCUAUGAAAGCAAACACUUUGCAAAGGUAUGGGAGAGGUUAGGCAGUGAUGAUCGUUGGAUAAGACUAUUAUGCAACAGGCCAUUUGACCUCCUUCUGUGCUGUAAGAAUUGUACGAUUUUGUUAUCCCCACCCCAACAUCUGCCAAACAAAAUAUCGAAGGCUUGUGAUAUUAUAAUCGUGCGUGAUGUCCUUCUGAAUUAAACUUCGAACUGAUUCUGGCUGGCGAGAUGAGAUGGCUUUAUCUGGCAAGAGGCUGUAUCACAGAGCAGAAAGGUGGGGUUUUACAAGAUUACCGCCAGUUCUUAUUUGUAUGCAAAUCGGUGGCCAGGCGGUGCAGUGACGUCGCGGUGCCUUUGGUUAGACCCUUAGUAGCAGGGUCCUGUAAACAAUGGUUAAUCAUGUGCGAUAGGGCCAGUUCAGCAUGAGUCUCACCAGACCGAUGCCAGUCGGAGUAGACAGCCGUAUCUGGCUGCAGCAUGCGCGCAACCCCUAACCCUAGCCAUGUAUGUGGGCUAUAUAUUGGAUAAAGAAGUCAGCAUGUACCCAGGGCCCCUUAGACGAUCAAGCAUUAACUUAUCCACACAGAACUUCGUUUCUCCGUCACAAUAUUCGGAGUACGCGGGAUAUCAUGUGCCUAAUAUGGAACAUCAUCCCCAGUCGUCGGUGUCUUGGACCUCUCCCUAUGGUCCACCAAGAGAGGACUGGAGUUCUUAUGGGCCCGGCCCAUCGAACACAGCACCAGUCCAGAUAAGUAACUCUUCUCCAGGGCAGGUUUCUUACAGUUCGCCUGACUACAAUGCCAUGAAUCCCUCGACUGCAGGAAUCCUACCUCCUUUAGACACUAUCUCAGUGGGGCAAACGUCUCCCAACAGUCAAAGGCGCAACCCCUAUGAAUGGAUGAAGAAAACAACACAGGUCUCUGCCGCAGGUAAAACACGGACAAAAGACAAAUACAGGGUAGUUUAUACAGACCAUCAAAGGCUUGAACUGGAGAAGGAGUUUCACUACAACAGGUACAUCACUAUCAAGAGAAAAGCUGAGCUGGCAACUAUCCUCGGACUCUCAGAAAGACAGGUAAAAAUCUGGUUCCAGAAUCGAAGGGCUAAGGAACGAAAGAUGACAAAGAAACAAUUGGCUCAGUCUGAUGGCUGUCUGACUCACCAUGGUCCAGGUCCAGGAAGUCCUGUGGAGAUGGCAGGCCAGAUGUUGCUUGGGGGCCAUAUCUCUGGGGGUCCAUCUGUUGGGAAUAUGGCUCAAGUAACGGUCACACUCUAAUUAGUGCACAGCAACAAGGACUUCAAACCUUCUGAGGAUGCCCCAGCCAUAUGCCUAAGAUUAUGUACAGAGAGCACUCCAUUUAAGAGAAAAGGCGCUUGACAUUUUCAGAAGAUGUGAAUUUUUACGGAUAUCAGGGAGCCAUUCAUAAUUUAUGAUAUUAUGAGAUCGUACGCAGAUGUUUUGUAUGCAAAUCAACCUUUGGCUUGAACCUUAAAAUUAAUUACAAGAUGGUUAUAACCAUCUUCAUGACAUUCCUCAUCAUACUGCAUGUUAAUUCCCCUUUCUUAAAUGUCAACAUGCACAUGUAAAAUUAAAACCAAUUCACAUUUUGAAAACACUUUCCAUAAACUUUCCACCUACUUGAAUGAGGUAAGAAGUUCCCACCAAAUAUGAACAAACAGCAGAAUGCAUCAUUUUGCCUGUAAUAUUAUUAAAUGGAGGGUUAUACUCUGUGAACUAUGUCACUAUACUUAUAUAUAUAUAUUUACAGCUACUUUACCAAAAUACAUGCUGUGUGUUCAGCAAGACAGACACAAUUUCCAAAUACCUCAUUAUACCUCAUUUUUAAUGUAAAAUGUAAAAAACUACAAAGAAGUCACAUCACAAGAUGCAAUUCUUUAUCUGACGGUAAUAAAAGGGUCUUUGGGUAUAUUUCUGUCUGUCUUUGCAUUUGAAUAUUAGUAUGGAAAAUUACAUUCAUUCACUAGCUUUUCAGCAAUCGGACAGUGGGGAAUUUGUUAAACUCAAUCAAAAUAAAAUAUAAUUUUCAAUAAUGCAGAUAUCAAACUUGUUGAGCUAUUGGCUUGGAAUGAUAUAGGUUGUCAUAACUGUACUUUGGGCCUCCAAAACUGUCAAAUGUAACAUAAAGAUAAGGGAUAAUAUAUUCGGAGAAAUUAUGGUUUCCAUUCAUUUCAUGGUAAGCAUAUCAGAAAAAAAGUAUUUUAUGUAGUUUUACAUUCAGACUGGUAACUUCAACCUGUUUAAAGAAAGUAGAAGACAUUACCUUUAUUGUCCAAGAAAUUUGCAGUAACUUCAGUAAAUUUUUUUAAAUGUUACAAAGAGCCAAUGACCUGAGAAGCAUUUUUAUAUGUAUGUUCUUCAAACACAAUAAUAAUUGACUUUACAUUGUCAUUAAAGCUGCAAUGUAAAUGCUAACUGAUUUGUCAGGUUCAUUUUUUAAACUAUUUGUUUUACAUACAGUCGAAGCACAUAGUCUGAAAUUGCUGUCAACAAAUGAUGUUUUUAAA